UGUUGAAUGAUUAUGAGCAAAACUUGUCAAUUAUGUUUGAAUGGUUAGAGAUCAAAUCCAACACGUCUGUCUUCGAGUAGUCGAAGUUGGUGAGGCCUGCCAGCCCCUUCAGCACCAGCGACAUCAAGUCGUAGGCUCUGGCCGCUUCUUGCUCGGUCAUGUACGAGUGGAUGUAGGUCUUCCUGUCAAAGAUGUCGAUGAGGGCCUGCCACUUCGAGUGGUUCUUGAACACUCCGGUGAAGCGAGACCUUCUGGUGCUGGCUUGUCUGUUCAGAGAGCGGGCAACUUUGCGUCUCCCCCUCACAAUAGUACGAGCUGGGUCAUCAACAGCAUCGAGUUGUCUGUGAAGGAUGGCAUAUCUGGAUCUGAGGAAGGCAGUUCUGUGCUCAGGUGAGACUCUGGGAGCUCUACGACUUCUAGUAGAUCUGGGCACUUGAACACUGUCUUUAAUUUCUUCUUGGUGAUUCAUUUGAUUCAAACUUAA
This is a messenger RNA of Moneuplotes crassus, 484 nucleotides long. The record is from the annotation of a GenBank genome assembly. NCBI's taxonomy places the organism in Eukaryota, Ciliophora, Spirotrichea, Euplotida, Euplotidae.